CAUAGCCAGUCUUUAGUAGACUACACGUUGUACAGUGCCGGUUUUAAGUGACCGGUGAACCUGUAUUUUAACAAAUUUUCGUUGCAUACAGAACGUUUUUAAACCAAAACAAGCUUUUGCCUUAAUUGAAUUUAACAAGAAUUGUUCAAUUUAAGAAAAUACUGCAAAAAACCAACGAGUUUUUUAGGUGUGGAAAAGGAGUUCUUUUUGCUGUGUUAGUUUUUCUAUGAUGCCUAAAGACAUUGCUGCUGAUCGUAAACAAAAAACAAACCCAAAAAUUAAGAAGGAAUCAGCCAUUCUUACGUCAUCAACUACGUCAUUAAAUACGUCACGGAACCGAAAACGCUUACGAGAAGAAUCUGCGAAAAAAGAAGCGACGAUACUGAUGUCAUCAGAGGAAAAAGAAGAUUCUAAAAGGCGGUGCGUUAUGGACACGCGUGUAGAAAAUCGCAGGCAACAAUUUUACACCAAGACGGAUUUUAAAGCAAUCGACCAUGAGAUGUUCCCCACGCCACAAAAAGAGGGGGCUGAUGGGGAAAACGAUGACCCCAUGGUGCUAACCUCACCCAUAAAGCACCAGGGUAAAAGGGGUGGCCCCUUACAAGAAAUAAACGUGGGGAAAGCGGAACACCCUUUGUCGUCCCAUUACCAAUUUCGGAAUAUUUUUACCUCUGCGCCGAUUUCUAGAGCUUCUCCUCUGCCAGUUUUGAGCUGGGCAGAUUCAGAUCAACUGUGGAAAUCUAUGGUGAACAAAGAGACAGUUUAUUGCCGCAACAGUAGUUACAUGGACAGACAUGCAGACUUACAACCACGAAUGAGGUCUAUUUUAAUAGACUGGAUCAUGGAGGUUUGUGAAGUGUAUUCAUUACACCGGGAGACAUUCUAUUUAGCGGUCGAUUACAUCGACCGUUAUUUAUCAGCGACCAAAAAUAUUCACAAAACUCGGCUUCAAUUAGUUGGAGUCACAGCCCUAUUUAUAGCAGCAAAACUAGAGGAAAUAUACCCGCCAAAAUUAUCUGACUUUGCAUAUGUGACUGAUGGAGCCUGCACUGACGACGAAAUUUUAUCCCAAGAACUUAUUAUGCUAACUGCACUCAAAUGGUCACUUUCGCCGAUCACAGCAAUUUCUUGGUUAAACGUAUAUUUGCAAACAGCUCAUGCUGCGUUUGCCCCAAAUCCAAGCUCUGCGUCGUUUUUUCUACCUCAAUAUCCGCAAGAAACCUUCGUGCAUAUUUCUCAGUUGUUGGACCUAUGUGUUCUUGACAUUGAAAGUUUAGAAUUUUCGAGCGGCUUACUUGCAGCGUCAGCAUUAUACCAUUUCUCGUCAAGAGAAUUGGCCACUCAAGUUUCCGGCUUUCAUUUUAAAGACCUGGCAGCGUGCGUUCACUGGAUGGCACCCUUUGCAAUUACAGUUCGAGACACGGGGCUCCAGCCAUUAAAACAGUUUAAAAGAGUUUUAGAAACAGACUCACACAAUAUACAAACACAUGCUAACAACAUUGAUACCCUGGAUUCUGCCUUUGAAAAUCGAUCACGGGUUCACGCAGAGGUCACCUGUCAAUCACCGACAGAAGUAGGCGGGUUCAUGACCCCUCCAAAAAGUGGACAAAAGCAAUCCGUUCCAGUGACACCCCAAACCGGCGUAAUGGGCACCUAACACGUUCUAAAAAAAUCCGAAUUUUCAUUUCUCUUUGGCGCCACCGAGCGACGGUCUCCGGCCGUUGUCCUGUCCGCUAGCAGGCGCUGCGGAAGCGGCAAUUUGCACAACGCUCGGAAAAAUAGACUUUUUAUUCACUGUGAAAAAAAUAAUUUUAGGCGCAUUUUCUUGGUGCCUUCAAAAAACCAGCCUUUUUAUCAAAAAUGACCAGAUUUUACCCGUUUUUUUACCAAUUUUUCUGAAAUUCCAGACAAAAAAUGUCACAACUUAACGAAUUUUACCCGUUUUUAAACUUUUUUUUUUACUUUUUGUGCCAAUAUUUAAAAAAAACGGUCUUAAAACAACCCGUAACUCAAUCAUUGUAAAAUGCUGCUAUGACAAUUAUUUUUUGCUGCUAUUUCCACAUUUUAACUUCUACUAUAACUCUACAACUCUUUUAGGACUAAUAACACAAUCCACUUUUAAAAAGUUUAAAAAAAAAUUAAUUAAAAAAAAAUUUUCCUUAAUUUUUUUUUGCAAUCAUUUUUUGAGGUAUUACAAUUCGCUAAAAAAAAAUGAAAAAUGUUUUUAUUCCAUUAUUUUUUGCUUUUAUUCAUUAAAAAUUGUUGCAGUUAUUCGUUUCUGGCUAGUCGUUUUUAACUAGCAGUAAAUAAACUCCUGUUCUAAACAA
Molecule: messenger RNA, 2327 nt
Organism: Ciona intestinalis (vase tunicate)
Lineage: Eukaryota; Metazoa; Chordata; Ascidiacea; Phlebobranchia; Cionidae
Source: RefSeq, a predicted model, not a curated record